Messenger RNA from Pocillopora verrucosa, 624 nucleotides. Lineage: Eukaryota; Metazoa; Cnidaria; Anthozoa; Scleractinia; Pocilloporidae. The record is from RefSeq and is a predicted model, not a curated record.
AUGGCUUCAAAGAAACUCUUAUGCUUUCUUAUUGUCUAUUUCUUUGCCUUGGGAAGUGCUACCUACUGUAACGACGACAGCGAUUGUUUCAACAGUGAGUCCUGUUGUUCAGAUAAAGUCUGUAGACAGAAAUGUUACUACUGUUCGUACGACUACCAGUGUGGAACAAAUGAGCAAUGCUGUAUUGGAGAGGAUUGUUGUGGGGGAGUUUGUUCGUCAUCGUACUGUGGUUGGAGUGGCGGAGCUAUUGCAGGCGCUAUUAUCGGCACAAUUAUAUUCUUCGCCAUCAUCAUUUCCAUUGUGUCCUGUCUCUGCUGUGCUUGUUGCCCGUACUACCGCUAUCGUACACCCGGUACUGUGGUCGUCACCGGCCAACAGCCACAACAACAAAUGGUCUCAACUCACACACACUUGACGACGCAACAAGUACAUCCUCCUCCGCCGGUGAACUACAAUCAGCCUCCUCCAGCUGGUUACAACCUGCCUCCUGAAGGCUUUAGUCAGGCACCUCCGCCUUACCUGAGCUAUCCACCGCCACCAAACCAAUAUCCUCCACCGCCGGGACAAGCUCAAGCGGCGCCGAUGCCGGCUGCAAUAAACGCUGGACAACCGAACAAGGUCUAA